Molecule: messenger RNA, 2848 nt
Organism: Xenia sp. Carnegie-2017
Lineage: Eukaryota; Metazoa; Cnidaria; Anthozoa; Malacalcyonacea; Xeniidae
Product: Meckel syndrome type 1 protein-like
Biological process (GO): cilium assembly
Cellular component (GO): MKS complex
Source: RefSeq, a predicted model, not a curated record
UCAUCUUGGCUUUGAGAAGGAAAGAUGUAACUAUUGGAGGUUUUUUAGUAACAUUACCCAUGUGUUUUCCCAAGAUUGUUGCAGAUUGUGUGGCAUCAUACGAUGGCACGUGGCGAUGUCGCGUGAAUUGAAAGCUUAGACCGAUGAUUUGACCUUGACACUUGCUAGUUACAAAACUCUAAGUAAGUGCUCGAAUUACAGGCAGUCCACUGUGCACAAACACUGCUUUUCCAGAUUCUGUUGACCAAUUAUUCCUUGGAACGAGGAUGGCAUAGGCCUUGAGAAAGUGUGAGAAAAUAGAUGUCACCCAUUCUUCAAUAGAAAUAAUGAUGAAAUAAAAAGGCGACUUUUUUCUUGCCAAAAACAACACAUUCUCCGGUCGAUUUAGUCAGUGUUUACAUGAAUACUUACAUCUUUGACUUCUCCGGUGGUCCAUGACGUGUGUAAACGAACUCAAGUAUUUCUUGGGCUGGCUGUGUCAUUGGUUGAUAAGUAAACAAAUAUGGCGGACGAAUUGGAAAAUGUCAGCGUUGGACAUUAUCGAUCGUUAGAUUUCCCUAGAAACCUAGCAUUUCGGGUGAAUUUAAGAAAAGUCACUGCAGCCAGUGCUAUUCCCAUUGCAAGUACAUCGAGGAUAGGAUCGACUGCAGAAAACCUGAGGAAUAUCAAGGAACCCGGUCAAGAAGCUUUUGAGAUGGAACGUAUUGAUAGAAGAAGGAAUAGAGCUAACGUUGAUGAUGAUAAGGAAGAAACGAAAGUGGUUUGGCAGGAAAAACUGUUUAGUCAGCGAGAAGAAGAAUAUUACAGUAUUCGUCAAAAUUGCUCUUCCGUCCUGGGGCAGCAAUAUCAUCGCGUUGUGAUGAAGUUGAGGCAAAAGAACGGAAGACCCAAUAAAAAAAUCUUCACAUACGUCGAUGAAGACGAUUACGCCAACACUGAAGAGUUGUUGAAAACCAUGACGACGAAUCCGAACGAAACACCGCAUUACCUGACGAACAAUAUGGUACACGUUCGUAAAAGAAAUAUCGAUAGAACCGCUGCUAAAACUCGAACAUACGGUCAUCGAGGUUUACGAUCCCACAUUGUCACCGAUGAUCCCAGGGAAGUGGCCAAACAAAACAACCACGUUAUCUCAACUCCGUUCAGAAUAAUGUAUAUUAUGGCGGAUUUGAGUGUGGAUGGCAGAAUUGGUUCCUUAGAAGACGAAUAUAUACUUUGUUCUGUUAAGAUCGAUGGAACGGGUCAAAUCACAAUAAAACCUGACUUAAACCACGGUAAAACACCUUACAGAAUACAGACAUCUGGUGAUUUGAAGGAGGUAUAUGAGUACACUGUGGAGCAUGCUUCCAUUGAAAUGACAAGAGACGAAAAAGAACGUGAGAUAAAGAGUUUUGACGAGCUUUACAACAGACACGCUAUGUACUUGGCGAGUCAAGUUGGAACGGAAUUUCACCCUUUGCCACAAGACGGAGUACUAAAUACGUCCAUUUUUGGUGAAAUUGUGUCUGCGCAAGAUUUUGAGUAUGACGGCUUGUACAUUCACUUUUUGGAACUACCAAAACAUUGGUCUUCGCAAGGAUCUCCACAUCUAUCUGGAGUGACGCAAACGUGUUUCACGAAAUCAACAGAAAAGAACAACAUCGCGCAUUUUUCUUUUCCUUUCGAGUUUCACGUGAGCUAUCAGCCAACGGAAAGAGAAGAUGGGGAUUUCAUUCGUUGGCCAACACUGUUCAUUGAGGUUUUGUCAGUCGACUUAUGGGAAUGUUUUCGCACGGAAGGCUACGGAUACGUCACACUACCGAACAAAGCCGGCAGCCAUGACGUCAUCAUUAAUACGUGGAGGCCAACAGGGAAUGGACUUGUACCAAAGAUGCGUCGUUUCUUUAUCGGUGGAUCACCGGAACUCGAAGAUGCUACUUACGUUAAGCAGCCGGCAGGCAGCGAAAAUAGUAAAGUUUUAAGCAAGUUUGGAUUUAGAGCAGCAACAUCUGGCUGUGUGCGAGUAAAAUUGAACAUUGUACAACAAUGUGGGGGUUUCAUUGACCGUCAAAUGAGGAAGAAAAACGUUCGCACAACGUUUCACGGAACAAGAGGAUUUGGUGUAAUGGAAUCAUUAACACAAGUGUUAGAUGCAUUCAAACGAGCAAGAAAGAGGAUGCAAACAGCUCGUGAAACAUUACCCUCAGUACGAUAGCUCUCCGAUCAUGAAGAGUUCACUACGUCAAAUUCUCCUUAUCGUCUUCGUCAUCGCUUAUCUUGCGAGGCAAAUCAUCCACCGUUGUGUGUUCUUCUGAAGAAGCCAUAGGUGUCUCGACUUCACUGCUAUUUUUGUUCAAACCAACCGCAUCUGUAGAAAAAUGAAUAGUUGAAGGUGAAAAUUGUGUUUUAAGUUGGUCAUUGCACAAAGGACAGAAAAAAAAGUGUUCCAGAAGAGUUUUUCUUUUUUCAACUGGAUAUGCACACGAGUCUGGGAAAUUCAAAAAAUUAUGCCGGAUUGUCAAAAUGUUUAUUGGCAAACAUUUUGUUUUGCAGACACGUGAACACAUGAAAACGAAAAUACAAUCUAUCAUUAUCUAUCAUUACCUAUCAUUAUGUAUCAUUAUCUCUCAAUAUCUUUCAUUAUCUUUCAUUAUCUUUCAUUAUGUAUCAUUAUCUAUCAUUAUUUAUCAUAAUCUAUGAUUAUUUAUCAUAAUCUAUUAUUAUUUAUCAUUAUCUAUAAUUAUCUAUCAUUAUCAUCUGUCAUUACACACCAGUCUUAUCUCCUUUAUGUUUGAAACCAAACUUGGACAGUAAAUUCUUCUUCUUUUUUUUACGACCGUCCGAUUGCUAAAUAAAAUAGCACAUAAUA